AUGGCACAGAUGCAAGGCUUUGGGAGAAGGUAUAUUAAAGCUUUUUUGAAAGGAUUCUUUGUUGCUGUUCCUGUGACAGUAACUUUUCUCGAUAGAGUGGCUUGCAUAGCAAGAGUGGAAGGUGCUUCAAUGCAGCCUUCUUUGAAUCCUGGAGAUAAACAGGUAUCUGAUGUCGUCCUUUUAAACCACUGGAGUAUUAGAAAUUAUGAAGUACAACGUGGAGACAUAGUUUCACUGGUGUCUCCAAGAAACCCGGAGCAGAAGAUCAUUAAACGAGUGAUUGCUCUUGAAGGAGACAUUAUCAAAACCAUUAGCUACAAAACGAAGUAUGUAAAAGUGCCUGACGGUCACAUAUGGGUCGAAGGUGAUCAUCAUGGGCACAGCUUUGACAGCAAUGCUUUUGGCCCGGUCUCUCUCGGACUCUUGCAUGCUCGUGCAACCCAUAUCCUCUGGCCACCAGAACGCUGGCAGAAAUUGCCACCUAACCUCCCUCCGAAACGCCAGCCUCUUCAGAAGGAGCAAGAAUGACCUAUAAGUAUAGGGUGGGAAAUGAAUGG
Molecule: messenger RNA, 557 nt
Organism: Euleptes europaea (tarantolino)
Lineage: Eukaryota; Metazoa; Chordata; Lepidosauria; Squamata; Sphaerodactylidae
Gene: IMMP2L
Product: inner mitochondrial membrane peptidase subunit 2
Exons: 5
Coding region: 1-528 (175 amino acids)
Biological process (GO): mitochondrial respiratory chain complex assembly
Cellular component (GO): mitochondrial inner membrane peptidase complex; membrane
Molecular function (GO): serine-type endopeptidase activity
Source: RefSeq, a predicted model, not a curated record